Molecule: messenger RNA, 944 nt
Organism: Fusarium redolens
Lineage: Eukaryota; Fungi; Ascomycota; Sordariomycetes; Hypocreales; Nectriaceae
Exons: 2
Coding region: 1-693 (230 amino acids)
Molecular function (GO): protein binding
Source: RefSeq, a predicted model, not a curated record
AUGACUGGCUUGCUGGUUUCUUCUGGCUCGAGUACCAAGGCCGUCGUUGACAUAACCAAAGACUUCCUAAGAUGCUACAAGAAUCACACUUUGGCAAAACAGUCGAUAACCGUUCCUGAGCCCGUGUAUCCCACCAAAUCUUUCAGCAUUUCCCUUGAUGGGAAACUGCUCUAUUCCCCCCCUAGUAGCACGAAGCUCAAGAUCUCCCCACUAGCAUGUGCCGUCAUUGAAGGAGAAAGCACGGUGAUUUCUGCGCUCCUGGCCGGUUUGAAGCAGAGCAUGCAGAGCACGCAGUUUCAGGAUGAGAUCGACAAUGCUCUGUUUCUGGCUGACUUUUUCGGACAGGAAGAAGCGAACGAUUUGCUUCUGGAAUACAGACCAGACCCAGGACGUAAGCAUUCGAUCCUCGAAUAUAUCUGGUUUUCUGGCGCUGACCCUGAUGUUUUGGAUGGGUUUGGCGCUACGCCAAUCAUGUAUGCGAUGCAGUUGCCGGCACCGCAUGAUUGGGAGAUCAUCGAGCUUCUCAUUGAGGAAGGAGCUGAUCCAUGCUACGGUAUCUGUAUUGGUGGCGUCUCUUGGCCCUAUCCCGACAUCUCAAAGGCUAUGGGCAAGCCGGAUCUAACGAAGCUAUUGGAAGAAGCAAUUUUGGAAAUGUCAGAAGACGAGGAAACAGAUGUCCCGUCGCGGUGUUGAUCAACUUGCGCGAGUGAUAUGGCUGUGUCCAUGCCCAUGCUUUCCUAUGAAUAUCUUGUUGAGUUGUUAGGUAGUUACAAAUGCUUAUCUACUAAGUACCGAUUUUAUUCUUCUCUUGUCUCAUACUCCUCUUAGACAUACUCAGCUUUGCACCAGCCAUACAAUGAAUGAUCUAGUAUACGUUGGAUUGCCGUCAUGCAACCACCAAAGCAUUGUUGUGUUCUUCGUCAUGAUCACGUUGGUUGCCGGUG